This is a messenger RNA of Filobasidium floriforme, 1234 nucleotides long. RefSeq lists its product as uncharacterized. Lineage: Eukaryota; Fungi; Basidiomycota; Tremellomycetes; Filobasidiales; Filobasidiaceae. Gene Ontology annotation, molecular function: RNA binding. Gene Ontology annotation, biological process: mRNA splicing, via spliceosome. The record is from RefSeq and is a predicted model, not a curated record. Gene Ontology annotation, cellular component: U5 snRNP; U2-type prespliceosome; U4/U6 x U5 tri-snRNP complex. The coding region runs from base 307 to 864 and encodes 185 amino acids. The transcript has 8 exons.
CCUUUUUAGCGAUCCCCGCAUCCUCCUCUAGACCCCAUAGAAAGAUCCGGAGACUAGGCUUUUCAUCAUGACUCAAGCUGGUCAUACGGCGAGAAGAGGUUGUGCAUACCAAGGGCUAUAGAAGUGGAAGAUAGCCGAAAUGAUACAAGGAAAUAAAGCCACGCCAGCACGCUCAGACGCCGAUCGUGCAAGCAAGCCCGUACAUAAAGCAAGUUCGCUAACAAUUUAACUCGUUUUUUCUCGCUCGUGUCACUCGACGUCUCAUCUCAUGUUUCACAGCCUCCCCCAAAAGCCCGUGCGAGCAAGAUGCUCAACCUCGUCAACUACCGACUCAAGGUCACCCUGAACGAUGGAAGACAGUUGAUCGGACAGAUGUUGGCGUUUGACAAGCACAUGAACAUGGUGUUGGCCGAAUGUGAAGAGUUUAGGCGGGUCAAGGGCAAGAAGUCAAAGACCUCGACGGACCCUAAAGAAUCCGCUCCUGAAGUCGAACAGAAGCGAACUCUCGGCCUGGUCAUCCUCCGUGGAGAGACGAUUGUAUCCGUCAGCGUAGACGGACCACCGCCAAACAAGGAGGACGGACCGGGAAUGAUGGCUGGGCCUGGAAAGGGAGUUGCCGCUGGUAGAGGGAUGCCUUUGAUGCCCCCUGCGGGUGGAAUUUCGGCCCGACCGAUGCCGUAUGCUCGACCCCCUGCUGGUUUCCCUCCUGGUAUGAUGCCUCCCGGUUUCCCAGGUGCUCCCGCUGGUAUGCCCCCUGGUUUCCCUCCUCAAGGUAUGCCCCCAGGUUUCAGGCCCGGUAUGCCUCCUGUCGGGUUCCCUCCGCAGGGUAUGCCUCCCGGCUUCCCUAUGAGGCCUCCUCAAUAGAUGGUCUUGCUUUCAAAAGAACCCUCUCUCCGAUAAUCAUUACCCCAUCCUCCUUUCUUCCUCCUUUGCUUGCUCAUUCUACCCCUUGGCAAAUAUCCUCUGUCCUCCAUGCCCAUAUCGACCCUUUCGAUCAUCCAACCCCGCUUCUUUUGGUCACGAUAUGCAUCACGAUAGCUCGGACCGUAUCGUGCUUGUUUUGUAACGAAAAAUCAGAUACAGAAUUUGUUCUCGACGGCAAACAGCUGUGUGUGCCUCUUGUGGUUCGUCUCGGAUUGGGGUAGGUCGACAAUAUGCAAAACACGCGAUGAGCGGGUUAGUCGCUGCAGACCAACAGCUAAGCCUGACGUGUCGAGGAGAAUGACGUCCAGCG